CCACGCGGAGUGGGAUCAAGCGGGAGAACGGUUGCAGGCGGCGGCAUGGCGAGCACGGCCUUGGAGAUCGUUGCCUUCACGGUCUCCAUCUCGGGCUGGGUGCUGGUGUCCUCCACACUGCCCACCGACUACUGGAAGGUAUCCACCAUCGACGGCACGGUCAUCACCACCGCCACCUAUUUUGCCAACCUAUGGAAGAUGUGCGUUACCGAUUCCACUGGUGUCGCCAACUGCAAGGACUUCCCCUCUAUGCUGGCGCUGGAAGGCUACAUCCAGGCGUGCCGAGGACUGAUGAUCGCUGCGGUCAGCCUGGGCUUUUUCGGUUCCAUUUUUGCACUGUUUGGAAUGAAGUGUACCAAAGUUGGAGGCUCAGACAAAGCCAAAGCGAAACUUGCCUGCUUGGCUGGGAUCGUAUUCAUAUUGUCAGGUCUGUGCUCCAUGACAGGCUGUUCCCUGUACGCCAACAAAAUCACGACAGAAUUCUUUGAUCCUCUCUUUAUGGAGCAAAAGUACGAGCUGGGAGCCGCUCUCUUCAUCGGGUGGGCAGGAGCCUCGCUCUGCAUCAUUGGCGGUGUCAUAUUUUGCUUUUCGAUAUCUGACAACAACAAAACACCCAGAAUGAGCUACACGUACAACGGACCCACAUCUGUCACGUCUUCCCGGACCAAGUAUCAUGGCGGAGAAGGAGAUUUUAAAACCACAGGUCCUUCCAAACAGUUUGAUAAGAACGCUUAUGUCUAAAGGAGCUCCUGACGAGCUGUGUCUUGAAACUGAACUGUGCACGCAAUGAUCCUUCCGGGGCCCUCCCGUAAUCGCCGCUUCCGCUUGUUUUUUAAAAUAUGAAUUUGAAGACUGUUGAUUGGACGGAUGUAAAUGUUCUUAUAGCUAUAUGCUAAUCAUUUUCUGUUGUGCCUUUCUAUAAGGAAAAUAAACAGGUUAUUUACAGGAUCUGCAUAUUUUAUGCCCAUAGAACACAUGGACGCUUAGUUCAAAGGCUCAGGAAAUGUUGGGGUGACGGUCACUUUGAUGUACGCUGAGAGCUUCCCUCGACCCAUCCACACGUUAGGCAGAAGUGUGUCGGCAGUGGUGGCUUGUGAACGGGACGGGGACAAGUGGAGACUGUUCCUCAUCAGGUGUCCCUGUUAAAUAGUCACGUUACCUGCCAUGUAGAGCCGCCUUCCAGUUUCUUAGACCUGUCUGACAGGACCGCCAUUCACGACAAUGGCUCAAGAAAGGACUACCGAGGCCAAGCUGUCAUUGUCCUUUAUGUGGAUCAGAGACCACAAGGGUUGUCUGACACCCUUUGGUGAGCUGGGCCCUGACUGGUUGAAUCCAAAGCCAGCUGAGGAAGUAGUGGGGAGGGGGGGCUGUGUGGUGCCUGCCAUUCUCAGUUCCUGGGUGUCUCCUGAGUCCUGCACAGAGCACUCACGAGGUCACUGAGACACUGGCCAGUUUUCAAGACAGGGAUCCCGAGGCUGGCCUGCAAACCACCUGCCCACAAAGGCAGCCCUCAUCACCAUCCCUAUACAGCUUGAGUGACCCAACUCACUUACACCCCCAGCGCCCUUGGUGGUGGCUCCUCUCUUCCUCCUGCAGUGCAGCGAAGAAAAGUGGAGUAUAAAGCAGAAGUCGUGAACCUUUGAAUGACGGGGCCAGGAUGUGAGCUGUUAUCAGUUGUAAGAAUCCGGCACCUGCGUCAAGGGCUGCAAACCGUCUGGGAUGAAUCACACGGGUGCCGCGUGACUUUCCCCAAGAGCGAAUGAUUGAAAAGGAAAAAGAAAAAUCACAUUGUUUGCAGGAACUCAAUGGAAAGGUUUAAAAAAUGUUUUGAAAAAUAGAAUUAAAAAUUUUUAAAUGCCA
Microtus oregoni (creeping vole) is the source of this 1860-nucleotide messenger RNA. It is a transcript of the gene Cldn10, whose product is annotated as claudin 10. NCBI's taxonomy places the organism in Eukaryota, Metazoa, Chordata, Mammalia, Rodentia, Cricetidae. Gene Ontology annotation, cellular component: bicellular tight junction; plasma membrane. Gene Ontology annotation, biological process: bicellular tight junction assembly; cell adhesion. The record is from RefSeq and is a predicted model, not a curated record. Bases 46 to 741 code for a protein of 231 amino acids. Gene Ontology annotation, molecular function: structural molecule activity. The transcript is spliced from 5 exons.